Molecule: messenger RNA, 1812 nt
Organism: Ordospora pajunii
Lineage: Eukaryota; Fungi; Microsporidia; Ordosporidae
Product: putative nuclear pore complex protein
Exons: 1
Coding region: 1-1812 (603 amino acids)
Biological process (GO): poly(A)+ mRNA export from nucleus; protein import into nucleus
Cellular component (GO): nuclear pore
Molecular function (GO): structural constituent of nuclear pore
Source: RefSeq, a predicted model, not a curated record
AUGGACAACGAAUGCCUGAAUGCUCCUCUUGUGAUAAAGCCCACAAGGAUAUACAGCUACACACAGCUGAUAGCAUCUCUGAGGAAGAAGCAGCAGAAGCUUGCCAAGUACAAGGUAACAGCAGAGCCCACUGCGUUCAGGGAUGUUCUAAGGUCCAAGCAGCAGCAGUUCGAUGUGAAUGAUGUUGUGAAUGGGUUUUUGCAUGAGAAGUUAAGAUCGAAGCAGAAGGAGCAUGAGAAAAUGGCCACGAAAUCGUUUCUGAAGGAUGUCGAAAGGCGUGUUAAAGAAAUCAAAAAGGAGAAUGAUUUGUUUGUGGUUGGAGGAGGUAAGAUUGCAGGAAUGGCUGGAGAUUUAGAAGCUGUGUUUGAUAAAGAUCCUAGUGAUGCCGAUGAGCAGCUUGUUCACGGGAUUGCCGGGAAAGACAGGUACUUUGAGGAUCCGAUGCUUUUUGACAUACACAUGUUUCUCAGAAGGCUGAAUGCUUCGGAGAAUUUUGAGCAGGAACUCCGGUUUCUUGGAGAUGAGUAUCUGAGAUAUGUCGACAGGUUUCUGAGGGAAAAUGCAGACAAAGUUACAAAUCCAUUGAGAGACGUCGAGGACAAGGUUUCUGCGUUUGUAAAGCUCAGAUAUGGUAAGGAAGAGUAUAAGCUUGAGGUGUACGAAGGAAGGUAUGUGUUUGCAGAGCUGUACACGCUGUUUAGGUGUGGGCUUACAGAUUGUGUGAAAAGGCUUCUGGAGCGCUUCUCUGUGUUUUUUGAGCACAUUUCACAUCGCUUCAGGACAAGCUUUAGUGGAUGGCUUACUACAAAGACAAAGCCUAGUGUUCCUGUGAAGAUCGGAGGAGGAGAUGAUCUUUUCAAGGCGUUUCUGCUAGGAAUGAUGGAUGGAAACAGCCGAGGGGUGGAUGCGAGGGUGAUUGGAAGUGUUGAGGAUUUUGUUUGGAUGCACUUGAUAUCGAUCAAUGAGCUUGGGAGAGUCAAGGAGGUUUUGGGGUUAUUCAGGAACUACCAGAAUCCGAAGGGGCUGCUGCUUGCAUGUGUGAUGCUAAAGGAUUAUGACAGGGCAAUGGAGCUGGUGUUUCGUGGAGACUUUGCAGUGGUGCCGUCAUACUUUCUGAUGAAGGCGCUAUGCAGCAGAUGCAGCAGCAAGAUGAUAUUUGUUGACUUUGUGUUUUUGGCUGCAUCGAGGUUUUCUGCAACGAAGAGGAAGGUAGAGCUAUUGAGCUCGUUGAAGCAUGUGGUGGAAGGAUACUACGAAGUCGUUCCCGAGAUGAUAGUGAAGAUGGACAUGUACGAUGUUCUUGGGAUGGAGGAUGGAGCAUGUUUGUACUUGGAUAAGAAGAUCAACCAGAGGGUUGUUGAGAUUCUGAAGACAAAGAAUGAGAAGAAGAAGCUUAUAAGGCUGUACUACCUGAUUGAUGACGAGGCGAUGGUGGUUGAUCUUAUUAACGAGAUCAUAGUGGAGGCGAUUCUGGCAGACGGGGAUAUUGAUGGGUAUUUUGAGAUAAUUGAAUAUUAUGAGAAGAGGGAAAGCACAAGGCAGAUUGGGAUGAUGAAGGGACUGAAAAGUUUUUAUGUUUUCCAAAGGAAUCCGAGCAUGCUGACUCUGAGAUCGACGCCGUUGAUUAUCAUUGAUGGUGAUGUUAAAGAGCUUAGGUAUGUAGUGGAGAAGGUGUUUAAGCUUGCAUGCGAUGUGGUGGAAAAUGCAGGGGAUGGAGAGAUGGCAAGGAUUCUGUUCAGACUGUGUGGGGUUCUUGGGCUUGGGGAAGAGAUGUCUGGAUAUGCCAACAGACACCUGAUACUGUUGAUAUGA